Neohortaea acidophila is the source of this 882-nucleotide messenger RNA. RefSeq names its product Snf7-domain-containing protein. NCBI's taxonomy places the organism in Eukaryota, Fungi, Ascomycota, Dothideomycetes, Mycosphaerellales, Teratosphaeriaceae. The transcript has 3 exons. The record is from RefSeq and is a predicted model, not a curated record. The coding region runs from base 19 to 687 and encodes 222 amino acids. Gene Ontology annotation, biological process: late endosome to vacuole transport via multivesicular body sorting pathway; vesicle budding from membrane. Gene Ontology annotation, cellular component: ESCRT III complex; multivesicular body.
CUCCGACAUUCCAGAAGCAUGGCGUUUUUCCAGCGGCUAUUCGGAGGGGGAAACUCUGGAAGCUCUCACAAAGUCUCUGCUCAAGAUCGAGCGAUACUGGAUCUCAAAAACCAACGAGACAAACUGCAUCAAUAUCAAAAGCGAAUCACCGUAAUCACUACUCGAGAGCAUGAAAUUGCCCGGGAGUGUCUGCGCAAUGGUGACAAACAGAAGGCUUUGCUCGCCUUGCGGAAGAAGAAGUACCAGGAGUCGCUUUUGAGCAAAACAGACCAGCAACUUGCGCAGCUGGAGACCUUAACCAGCGACGUCGAGUUUGCCUUGGUGCAGAAAGAUGUUCUGUACGGUCUGCAACAAGGUACUGCUGUGCUCAAAGCCAUCCAUCGGGAGAUGGGUGGCCUCGACAAGGUGGAGAUGAUUAUGGGGGAAAGCGAAGAGGCGCAUGCUUAUCAAAAGGAAAUCGACGAGCUUCUUGGAGGCAAGAUGUCAGAUCAAGACGAAGACGAGGUGGAGGAUGAGCUCGAGGCGAUGGAGCGAGAGGUCAACGCCGUGCCAGCUCUGCCUGACGCACCCAAUGGCAUUCGUGAAGAGCUACCCGACGUGCCUCAAGAAACGCCUGCCGAGCGAGCAAAGCGAAGACGAGACGAGAGGGCUUCGAAGCAGACGGCUUCCGAACCUCUUGCCGCCUGAGCUGGUUGUUGAUGCUUCUACCGUCCCGUGCAUUUCAAACCUUUUUGUGCAGUGAGCGAAGGCGUUGGAAAUACCCUUGGAGGACUUGUUCUUCUAAACACACCGCAAAGCAGCGUUCAAUACAGCUUUAUACCAUGUAUCUCGAGUAUUUAUGGCGUCCAGCUCCACAACACGUGCCGUGGUGUGAGCUUCGCG